AUGGCUUCUCUUACGAAAGACUUCCCCGCCAUCCGAGCAUGCAUUUUUGACAUGGACGGUCUCCUCAUCGACUCCGAAGACAUAAUCACGAUGUCCAUAAACCAGCUUCUUGAAAAGCACGGGAGGCCUACUUUAAGCCGGUCCAUCCGGGCCAAACUCAUGGGUGUUCCAAACUCGACUAACAGUGACGUUUUCCACGACUGGGCUCAACUGCGUAUCCCUCGCGAUCAAUUCGCCCACGAAGCGACUGAGCAGAUGAAAAUGCAUUUUCCUAGUUGCAGGCCGCUGCCUGGCGCGCAGGAGCUACUCUCAAACCUCAGCCGAGCACGCUGUGCUGCCACCGGAGAUAAAAUCGAGCUGGCAUUGGCAUCCGGCACCAAGGCCCCUAGCUACGCAUUGAAAACGUCGAGCCUAGAAACGAAAAGGCUGCUCGAUUUCUUCCAGUCUGAUAGGCGAAUCCUGGGCGAUGAUCCCCGGUUGCGUCCGGGCAGGGGGAAGCCAGCUCCUGACAUCUACCUGGCCGCCUUGCAGUCACUAAACUCGACGACAACAAGCUGUGACAGGAAGGCGAUCCUUCCUAAUGAAUGCUUAAUCUUCGAAGACAGUGUCGCUGGAGUAGAGGCAGGAAGAAGGGCCGGGAUGAGAGUUGUUUGGGUACCACAUCCUGAUCUGGUGGUCGAGUAUCAGGCAAAACAGAAAAAUGAGUUGUUUGAGAUGACGGAUCGUAUUGAUAUUGAAGAAGAUUGCCAGAAAAACCAGAUUGAUGACAGCUACAUUGAAAUUAUAUCAAAUCUGAACCAAUUUGAUUGUGAGAAAUAUGGGAUCAGCAUAUCUUGCUAA
Messenger RNA from Histoplasma capsulatum G186AR, 840 nucleotides. RefSeq names its product haloacid dehalogenase-like hydrolase domain-containing protein 1A. The transcript is spliced from 2 exons. The coding region runs from base 1 to 840 and encodes 279 amino acids. NCBI's taxonomy places the organism in Eukaryota, Fungi, Ascomycota, Eurotiomycetes, Onygenales, Ajellomycetaceae. The record is from RefSeq and is a predicted model, not a curated record. Gene Ontology annotation, molecular function: phosphatase activity.